AUGAUCUAUGUAUACAGAGAGGACAUCAAUUCUGCAAUCUCGCCCGCCGGCAACAAGCUGCGCAAACUAUCCUACGUACUCCCUCAUGCAUUGAGAAGCCCGAACCUCAAGACCCUCGUCACUGUCGGCGGCGUCCAGUCGAACUGCUGUCGUCAGGCAGCAGCCGUGGCGGCGAAGCUGGGCCUCAAAUGCAUUGUGGCGCUGACGCAGGAAGUCGAUCCACAGCAUCAAAACACCGAACUCUACAAUGCCGUGGGAAACGUGCAGCUUGAACGGUUGCUUGGUGCGGAUGUCAGGAUCCUCGGCCCUUCCUCCGGAGAUGGGGUGCGGCAUAGCGCGGAAGUGGAAGGGAGGGAAUGGUCGAGAUUAUCGCACGGUUUGAGCGAGGAGGAUGCAGACGGCGCAUAUUUUCUCUCACAAGGCGCGAGCGGGAAUCCUGGUGCUGGUAUUGGAUAUGCAAAAUGGGUGUUCGAUAUGCUUGAGAAAGAAUCUGCGCUGCGAGCGGGUGGUGUGCUUCAGGGUUCGGGGAUAUUUGAUACAAUCAUUGUCGCGUGUGCGACGGGCGGCACGCUUGCAGGAAUGGUAGCUGGAUUGCGUCUAGCAGAGAGAGAUGGCUAUGUCAACCCUCAGAGGCGGCGGCAGGUCAUCGGGGUCGAGACUUUUGCUAAAGAUCCAAAGGGUCAGAGAGAGAUCGUCCUUGAUAUUGCUAAAGAUACGGCGUUAUUGAUUGGAUUGAGGAAAGAAGACGUUCGAGUCGAACAUGUUGUGGUCGAUGGCCGGUGGACAGCUGGCGGUUACGGAAUAUAUGAUGAUCUCACGCGGCAAACGAUCAAGACGGUGGCGAGGACGGAGGCCAUGUUGCUGGAUCCAGUAUAUACUGGGAAAGCGAUGACUGCAGCUGUCGAAGGCAUUCGCACAGGCGAAUUAUACGGAAAUAUUUUAUUUGUGCACACAGGAGGUAAUCCGGUCUUGCCUGCUUAUUUGGGUAUCGAACAGGACUAG
Exophiala bonariae is the source of this 1002-nucleotide messenger RNA. RefSeq lists its product as uncharacterized. Gene Ontology annotation, molecular function: D-cysteine desulfhydrase activity. Lineage: Eukaryota; Fungi; Ascomycota; Eurotiomycetes; Chaetothyriales; Herpotrichiellaceae. Bases 1 to 1002 code for a protein of 333 amino acids. The record is from RefSeq and is a predicted model, not a curated record. The transcript has a single exon.